This is a messenger RNA of Octopus bimaculoides (California two-spot octopus), 2122 nucleotides long. Its product is annotated as WD repeat-containing protein 43. Gene Ontology annotation, molecular function: protein binding. The record is from RefSeq and is a predicted model, not a curated record. Gene Ontology annotation, biological process: maturation of SSU-rRNA from tricistronic rRNA transcript (SSU-rRNA, 5.8S rRNA, LSU-rRNA). Lineage: Eukaryota; Metazoa; Mollusca; Cephalopoda; Octopoda; Octopodidae. Gene Ontology annotation, cellular component: nucleolus.
CGUGCGCAGUGAAUCCCCACGUGUUUGUCUCUUAAUGAUGGCUGCCACAGAAGUUGUGAAAUUCUCUCCCAAUGGCAAUUAUUUAAUACAUUCUUCCGUUGAUGGCAUCAUUAAAGUUUGGGAAACUCGGACAGGCACAUUAAAAGAUGAGUUUACUCCAAGUUCACAUUUAGCGGCGACUUGUAGCUGCCUCGCUUGGCAUCCCGCUAUCCGAUCUCCGGAAAAUUUACCAAAGAGUAAAAAGAGAAAAAAAUCUCUAGAUGAAACAACUUCUACGGCUGAGAGCCUGGAUCUGGUUGCACUUGGCACUGCAGCUGGAAAUGUCUUUUUGUACAGUGUGUUAAAGGGUGAUGUACACAGUCGUUUGGAAAACGGUCACAGUCUCAUUGUAAAUGAUAUCUGCUGGCAUCCAGAAAGAAAUGUUUUAUACACAUGCUCCAGUGAUCAGCACAUUGCGGAGUGGGAUCUAUCACUUGGUAAAGUAAAUCAUAAAUGGAAAGCUAGCAACAAUAUAUUACAGAGCAUAUGUCUACCAUCAAAGAACACAUUAAUAUCAGCCGGGAACCUUAUUAAAUUAUGGGAUCUCGAUAAAUAUGAAGUAAUAAAGAAAUUCAAUGGUCAUGCUACUGAAGUAUUACAAUUAUUACCUGUUGUUACGGAUCCUAAGCAACAUGAAUCUUCGUAUUUUCUUUCUGCUGCAGUUAACGAUCGCCUUAUUAGUGCUUGGGCUAUUAACUCAAACAAAGAUGAGAAAAAUGCCAUAGCUUCAUUUUCUCUUCCGGAUGAACCAAAAACAUUGGCUUUAUCAAACUUAAAAGACCAGGCUAUCUGUUUGUCUGUGGUCACUAAAAGUGGACAGUUGUUAAUAUUUGAACAUGUCUUAAAUGGAAAGAUGAAAAAACCAAUUCGUCCAAAAGUAACAAUCAAGGUCGUCAAUAGUUCUUCAGGAAAAACUCUUCCAAUUUUAGUCUCUUACCCCACACAAGACAAGGAUGGUACCAUUCUGCUUGCACAUAGUAGUUUUAUUAAGCCUGUUUUUGAACAAGUGGCUUCUAAAAAUAUGACAGGAGAAAUAAUUGUAGAACAUAAACCUUCUUUACCAAGUCAAUUCAGUGGCUCAAAUGCUCAGAAAGUGAUCCUUGGAGAAGUGUCAAAAGAUACAACUAUUUUAACUCCUAGUCAUUUGGUAUCAAGCGGUCCAAAAGUAGAAAACAACACAAAUUUCUUAAGUAAAAAGAAACGAAAAUCAGAGCUUUCCUUACAAGAACGUCUAAAGGCCAUCAACUAUGAUCAGUCAGUAGAAGUACCAACGACAAAUCAACCUCCUCUUGCAGAUUCUAUGGCUGUUCUAUUAACACAAGGCCUUACUAGUGAAGAUAGAUCAAUUUUAGAUAAUGUUCUUCGUAAAGAGCACAGUGAAGCUAUUAUACAGAAUACAGUAAGAAAAUUAAAUAUACAAGCUGUUAUUCCUUUAAUGAAUGAACUUUCUCGGCGAAUGAGUACACCACAUUUAGUAUUGCCAAUAUAUGUCCAAUGGGUUAAAGUUGUUUUAUCCAUCCACACGUCAUACCUAAUGUCAUUUCCAGAUUUAAUAGACAGUUUAAGUUCAUUACAUCGUUUACUGGAUACCAGGGUGACCAUGUUUACAAAACUAACUCGAUUACAAGGCAAGUUAGGAUUAUUAUUAUCCCAGCUCUCGUCUCGGCAUCAAGAUGAACAGGAAGACAUUCAACAGGAACAGCAUCCGCUCCUUGUUUACCAAGAUGCUUCAUCCGAUGAAGAAAUGUAUUUUAAGAAGAACUUAGAUGAUGCAAUGCCCUGUGAAUCUGGAUCAGAGUAUGAUUGGAAUACAAGUGACGAAGAAGACAGAGACGACAGUGAGAGUGCAAAACCUAAUGAAACCGAUGAGAGAGAUGAAAGUGACUGAUGGCUGUUUUGAAUGAAGAUAUUUUGAUACAUAUUUUCUCUAACAUUUUGCUUAGAGUAGCGGACUUUUAAUUCAGUUUUGAUGAAUUAAUGGUUACAUCAUACUCAAAUGGCAAUUGUUAGUUUAUAAUCACUUGGAAGGUGUGUAUCACUGAUAAAUAUGGAAAAUAAACUUAAAUAAACAUUAUUAUUAUUA